AUGCCAUCACCUGUUGCUUCUAUCCUAGGAGUUCUCGGUGGAUGCAUGGGAUGUAUGGUUUUCGUCGAAAAAAUAGCCAAGACUGAGCCAACAUCCAUGAAUCUCAUGACAUUCUCCACAUUUUUGUUUAUAGCUACUCAAGGAUUAUUCUUUACCUCAAAGUUUUUUUCCGUUCCUAAUAAAAUUCCUCUCAGAGGGUAUAUACCCACUGUUAUCACAUUCUUCACGGUUAAUGUGAUCAACAAUCAAGCGUUAAAUUUUCAUGUUCCUGUUCCUUUACACAUCAUCUUUCGUUCAGGUUCACUCCUUGCUAAUCUACUACUGUCUGUGAUUCUCCUCAAGAAAAAGUACUCAUUAAGAAAGUAUCUCUCAGUCUUUGCUAUUACCAUAGGAAUAGUCAUAUGUACCUUAGCAACAAGCGAUCUCGAAAAGCACUCAGGGCUUAACUACGAAGAAGCGGUGAAGCACUAUCGAGAAUGGAUGAUCGGAAUUGGGAUGCUGAUUUUUGCUUUACUGGCAUCAGCAUAUUUGGCUAUCUGCCAGCAACGCAUGUACGAGACUUACGGAAAGCAUCCGGAGGAAGCAAUGUUUGUAAUUGUUAGUUUACUAUACACAUAUCAUCUUAUUCUUUUUCACAACGUAUCUUGCCUACUCUUGUCUACUUACAUCUUAGGUCAGCACUGGAUAGGAGCGCUCCUUGUUUUUGCUGGCACUUUGGCGUUUGCUGACAUAUGGGGCAAAAAAGAGAUUGAGAAGAAGAAGAUAUAG
Molecule: messenger RNA, 768 nt
Organism: Strongylus vulgaris
Lineage: Eukaryota; Metazoa; Nematoda; Chromadorea; Rhabditida; Strongylidae
Source: the annotation of a GenBank genome assembly